Pistacia vera is the source of this 1318-nucleotide messenger RNA. Its product is annotated as deoxyhypusine hydroxylase. The transcript has 7 exons. The record is from RefSeq and is a predicted model, not a curated record. NCBI's taxonomy places the organism in Eukaryota, Viridiplantae, Streptophyta, Magnoliopsida, Sapindales, Anacardiaceae. The coding region runs from base 138 to 1097 and encodes 319 amino acids. Gene Ontology annotation, molecular function: deoxyhypusine monooxygenase activity. Gene Ontology annotation, biological process: peptidyl-hypusine biosynthetic process.
UUAAAUUCUGCUCGCGAGAACUACCCUUCAGAAAUCGGGAAUCCGAUUCUGUCGUCAACCCUAAGCUGAUAGUGAUACGGGUAGUCGGGGUUUAUUAUUGACCCGUAUACUACCAUCCUUGCACCGCAAGCUCGUCAAUGGGUUCAUUGGACAACAUGACCAAGCCAUUCGAAUCCUCACCCGACAUGGAGAAGUUCCUUUGCGAACGGUUGCUUGACCCGACGCAACCAAUAUCGGAGCGGUUCCGAGCACUUUUCUCUCUUCGCAACCUCAAAGGUCCCGGCCCUCGCAAUGCCCUUAUAAGUGCUACAAAGGAUUCUUCAAAUUUGUUGGCGCAUGAGGCUGCAUUUGCGCUGGGUCAAAUGCAAGAUAUUGAAGCUAUCCCUGCUUUGGAAGCAGUUUUGAAUGAUUUUUCUUUGCAUCCAAUCGUUCGUCAUGAGGCAGCGGAAGCGCUGGGUGCAAUUGGUUUAGAUGGCAAUAUUCCUAUGUUGAAGAAUAGUUUAGUUUUAGAUCCAGCUGAGGAGGUUCGAGAGACAUGUGAACUGGCACUUAAGCGAAUUGAGGAAUUAAAGACGUCCGGUGAUGACAAUGAAUCAUCUGUGGUAGAAAAAUCUCCUUUCAUGUCUGUUGACCCGGCUGCACCAACUUCAUCAUGUUCUUCUGUUGAUGAGUUAAGAGAAGUUCUUCUGGAUGAAGCAAAAGGCAUGUAUGAACGAUAUGCAGCACUUUUUGCUCUUCGCAACAAUGGUGGAGAUGAAGCUGUUUCUGCUAUAGUUGAUUCUUUGGGCGCCAAAAGUGCCCUGCUGAAGCAUGAGGUUGCUUAUGUUUUGGGCCAAUUGCAAAACAAGGCUGCUUCGGCUGCACUUAGCAAUAUACUUGGGGAUGCAAAUGAGCAUCCCAUGGUCAGACAUGAAGCUGCUGAAGCUCUUGGUUCCAUUGCAGAUGACCACAGUGUAGCACUUCUGGAGGAGUUUGCCAGGGAUCCUGAACCUAUUGUUUCACAGAGCUGUGAAGUUGCUCUGAGCAUGUUGGAAUAUGAACGAUUGGGAAAGUCAUUCGAGUACCUCUUCAUGCAGGCUCCUGUAAUGCAAGUGUGAUCUAUGUGGCAUUUAUUGAAUAUAGAAAUUAAAUGAAAGAAAAAUAUAUUUGAUAAUGUAUAAUCAUGAAAUUGCGAGAGAUGGAUUGUAGAAGUAUACUUGAACACUUGGUUUCUUACAAUUUUGUUCCAGUAAUUUAUGCCUCAAACGGAUAAGUUUACUGGAGGCAAAAGAGGAUUAUGGUGGUCAUCUUAAAUCGAAAAAAAUAAUUAUCUUCUUCA